Molecule: messenger RNA, 3156 nt
Organism: Thrips palmi
Lineage: Eukaryota; Metazoa; Arthropoda; Insecta; Thysanoptera; Thripidae
Product: zinc finger protein 2 homolog
Exons: 4
Coding region: 74-2014 (646 amino acids)
Biological process (GO): regulation of cytokine production; regulation of immune system process; negative regulation of transcription by RNA polymerase II
Cellular component (GO): nucleus
Molecular function (GO): zinc ion binding
Source: RefSeq, a predicted model, not a curated record
CUGCCUGUGAACGAAUUCAAUAUGGUGGCGUGGAUGCUUCACAAACAUUGAACGAAACUAAUUUAUUUCUAAGAUGGUCUUUGUUAGAGCGUGCCGCUUGUGCUUGGAUUUGUCGCCGGAUUCAGAGCUUUUCGAAGGCAACUCAACCGGACACUCUACAGCGCUCGACGAGAAUUUGAAGUUUAAAAUAUAUGCCUGUACCUCCUUGAAGGUUUCCACCGGCGAUGGAUUGCCUGAAUCAGUUUGUGAGUCGUGCAUGCGCUUGCUGGACAAGUUCUUCCUCUUUCGCAAAAUGUGCUGGGAGGUUGAUGGCAAAUUAAAAUUGUAUUUGUUUCCUGACAAAGAUGGAGGUGGUGAGCCCUCUACUGUGUCAAUACCAGAACCUGUUCGCCUGGAUGAGGAUCAGCUGGAGGCACCCAUCAAAGUGAAGGAUUCAUGGAUUGUUGUUUCACCCCAAAUUAAAGAUGAGCUAGGUACGACUGAUGAUGAAAUUGAAGAGGUUGUAGAAAAUUAUGAUGUAGUGGAGAAUGAUGAUGAUGAUGAAGUUCUUGAGAAUGAAGUUGUGGAAAAUGGUGUUGUGGAGGAUAGUCAAGAAUCAGCUGUUGAACAUGCACCACUUAGAUCCAAGUCACAGUUCCAUUGUGAAAAGUGCAAUGAAUCAUUUAAAAGUCCUCAAUAUUUAAAAAUCCAUAUGGAAGACAAUCAUCCGGACCUCUCAAAACCAACAUAUCACUGCAAGAUAUGCACCAAACCAUAUAGACAGUUAAAGCGACUCCAAAACCACUUGAAGAUUCAUGAAGCCCUUGGAGAUAUUAAAUUAGAUGAUGAAAACAAGAAAACUUCAAAUGACUCGGAUUCAGACUCUCAAAACCAAAGGCUGCAUGAAGGUGACAAUGACAACAGUCAGUCAGAGGCUGGGGAAUCAGCUGGUGGGAAGAAGAAGAAGUACCGUAAAGUGUACGACUGUGAGUAUUGUGAUCAAAUAUUUCAUAGCUACACCAAGUAUACUUUGCAUGAACUUACUCACACUGGUGAGAAAAAGUACAAUUGCUCUGACUGUUCACGUAGUUUUACACAUAAGCAUAGCUUAAUAGGCCAUAUUAGAGAGCAACAUACAGGUGAGGUGAAUUUUACCUGUGAUGUUUGUGGACGUGGGUUUGUUCAUCGAUCCACAUUCAACAUCCAUAAGAAGACGCAUUCCACUGAAAAAACACUUAAAUGUCCUGACUGUGACAAAUGUUUCACUCAAAUGAAAAAUCUCAGAGUUCAUCGACAGAUUCACACUGCUUCACGCUCGCACACCUGUCAAGUGUGUGGUAAAAGCUUUAAUUUCUUAAAAACGUUAAAAGUGCAUUUAGUUUUGCACUCAGGGGAAAAACCUUUUGUUUGUACAUAUUGUGGAAAGGCUUUUGCCCAGUCAGCUCCCCUUAAAACCCACACAAGAAUUCAUACUGGUGAGAGACCAUAUGAAUGUAAGUUAUGCCCAUCGAGUUACUCCACUAGCAAUGCUUUGAAAGCUCAUGUGCUUAAGCAUUCAGGUGAAGCCCCUUAUUCGUGCAAUGUUUGCAACAAAGGAUUCAACAGGAAGAAGGACAUGAUUGCUCAUCAAGAGGAAAACCACGAAGUACAUGUGGCCAUGUCUGAUGAUAUGAAUCCGGAUCCAAAUAAUGUGGCCUCCAUACCUCAAAAUUCUCAAAAUACUGUGCAUAAUUCAUCCAUGGGGCUACAACAAAAUUGUUUGCAGUUACAGCAACCACCACCCCUGGUUCCAAUACCAAUGAUGGUUGGACCCAAUUUAACUACAGACACUAUGACUUCUCAUCAAUCCCCACCAUCUCUCAUGCCACAUUCAAUUUCAUCUCUUAAUCACUCACAGAUGAUUCUUCAUACAUCGCAGCAGUUACAUACAAUGACGCAUCAUCCUGGGCCUCACCUUGCAACACCUGCAAACUGUAUGCCCUUGCCACAUUCUUCUACUCAUUAUAACACUCCUCCUGACUGUUCUGGAGGUUAGUUGAUCUUUUUAUUGGUUGAAGUGCAACAAGUGGUCAAGAAAUAGACGUACAUUUUGUGGGCCUUCUUCUUGCAGUGUUUUCUUAUUACUCUCCAUGUCUUCCAGAGCUCUGUGUUGUGUUUACAAACAAGUUAAUUAUUUCAACAAGGUUUGAACUGUUUUUAUUUCAAACAGCAUAUUUAUGCAUAUUUCUGAUUUGCUUCUUCUCUGAAACGUUUGUUAGUCAUUACUUGUUAAAGUUUAGGUUUUAAUACCAAUUUAAUAAUAAUAAUUCUCAUGUAAUGUUUCUGAGUUUCAGUGGAACUGUUUCUUAAUGCUAUGCUCUCUCUUGAUGGAAAUGACACGUCAUUUUGGUUUGUUUUUUUUUUCGUUGUAUUUUAGUUGUUUUCAUGGAUGAAAUUUUCCUUGUUCAAGGGACAUUGAGUGAACUUCCGUUGUUAUUUUUCUGAGAUUUUCUGAUUUGUUACAUUUUUAUGGAAAGCUCCAACAAAUACAGGUUAAUUUAAAGGACUGUAAAUAAGAGUCCUUAGGUGUGCUUGUUAUGUGAGUCUGAUUAAAUUCCUUGAAGUGCAUCCAUGAUAUAUUUGGUGAAACUGAAAUUAAUGUAGAGUUUAUGGUAAGAUUUUGUACAGAAUUAUUUUGUAAUUAAUCUAUAGUAAGUAUGACACUGCCAAGCUAUUGGACUGUAUUGUCCAGUUGAUGCUCAUGUACUCUUAGGUUGUCCAACAUUUCAAAGACUUGAAUAUCAUUCAGGUACAGUCUGUUGACUGUAAAAUGAUUUUAUGAUCUUGUGGUGCUAAAUUUAACAUGACAGCAAGCCUUUUGAAUAAUCUGUUUUUAUAAGAACAUCUUAGCAUAUUUACCUUGUUAGGCUACAAUUGAGUAGCUUUAGAAUUACCCAUCUGAUACCUUUCUCUGUGUUUCUGCUAAAUCUUGCAUUUUGACAAUUUUGCAAUUGCUUUUGUUCCACAAUUUUUUGGAAUAGUUUUAUGUGUUUAUUUUUAAAUGCCAAAUCAUGUUUUUAGAAAAGUAUAUAAGUUUUUAUGAGACUUUCAACUCUAAAUCCAUUUAGUCUGCUGUUUGUGGACAUGGGAGCAUAACUUUCCCAUCUAGAGAUGAGUAAAGCAAAUGCUUCAAGUGUU